AUGGUGCUCUUCAGUGUUUCACACAUUCAAACUACUCCCUUCGAUGGACAGAAGCCUGGAACCUCUGGUCUCCGCAAGAAGGUGAAAGUAUUUGUGCAACCUCAUUACCUUGAAAACUUUGUUCAGGCAUCAUUCAAUGCAUUAACUGAAGAAAAAGUUAGAGGUGCAACACUAGUUGUAUCUGGUGAUGGUCGUUAUUAUUCAGAGCAAGCAAUUCAGAUUAUAACAAAAAUGGCAGCAGCAAAUGGAGUAAGACGUAUUUGGAUUGGUCAAAAUGGGUUGCUUUCAACUCCUGCAGUAUCUGCUGUUAUACGUGAAAGAGUUGGAGUUGAUGGAUCCAAGGCAACAGGAGCAUUUAUACUGACAGCAAGUCACAACCCUGGAGGUCCUCAUGAGGACUUUGGGAUUAAAUAUAACAUGGAAAAUGGUGGACCUGCACCCGAGGGAAUUACUAACAAAAUAUAUGAGAACACAACAACAAUCAAGGAGUACUUGAUUGCUCCAGAUCUGCCAAAUGUGGAUAUCAACACAGUAGGUGUCGCAAACUUUACAGGGCCUGAAGGACCAUUUGAUGUUGAGGUUUUUGAUUCAGCAAGCGAUUAUAUAAAGCUGAUGAAGUCAAUUUUUGACUUUGAAUCUAUCAGGAAACUGCUGACAUCUCCUAAAUUCAGUUUCUGUUAUGAUGCAUUACAUGGAGUUGCUGGAGCUUAUGCAAAACGUAUUUUUGUGGAUGAGCUUGGGGCACAAGAAAACUCUCUGAUAAACUGUGUACCAAAGGAAGACUUUGGAGGGGGACACCCAGACCCUAAUUUGACAUAUGCAAAAGAGUUGGUUGCUCGAAUGGGAUUGGGAAAAUCAGAACCACAAGGUGAGGUCCCAGAGUUUGGUGCUGCUGCUGAUGGUGAUGCAGAUCGCAACAUGGUUCUUGGUAAAAGGUUUUUUGUCACUCCUUCGGAUUCUGUGGCCAUUAUUGCUGCAAAUGCUGUCGAAGCAAUUCCAUAUUUUUCUGCUGGCUUAAAGGGAGUUGCCAGGAGCAUGCCAACCUCUGCUGCCCUGGAUGUUGUAGCCAAACAUCUGAACUUGAAAUUUUUUGAGGUUCCCACGGGUUGGAAAUUCUUUGGUAAUUUAAUGGAUGCUGGAUUGUGCUCAGUUUGCGGUGAAGAAAGUUUUGGGACUGGUUCGGACCACAUUCGUGAGAAGGAUGGAAUCUGGGCAGUUUUGGCCUGGCUAUCCAUACUUGCAUAUAAGAACAAAGAUAAUCUUGAAAACAAGCUUGUAACAGUUGAAGACAUUGUUCGCCAGCACUGGGCUACUUAUGGACGCCACUAUUAUACUCGAUAUGACUACGAAAAUGUGGAUGCAGGUGCAGCUAAGGAACUGAUGGCACAUUUGGUCAAACUGCAGUCCUCACUCCCAGAAGUCAAUGAGAUUAUUAAGGGGGCAAGUUCAGAUGUUUCAAAGGUUGUUCACGGUGAUGAGUUUGAAUACAAUGAUCCUGUGGAUGGUUCCAUUUCAUCACAUCAGGGCAUCCGAUAUUUGUUUGAGGAUGGAUCCCGAUUGAUCUUCCGUCUCUCUGGAACUGGAUCAGAAGGUGCAACUAUUCGACUAUACAUUGAGCAAUAUGAGAAGGAUCCAUCAAAGAUUGGGAGACUUUCACAUGAAGCACUUGCACCUCUUGUGGAGGCUGCAUUGAAACUUUCAAAGAUGGAGGAGUUCACCGGCCGAUCGGCCCCCACAGUCAUCACAUAA
Lathyrus sativus (Indian pea) is the source of this 1749-nucleotide messenger RNA. The record is from the annotation of a GenBank genome assembly. NCBI's taxonomy places the organism in Eukaryota, Viridiplantae, Streptophyta, Magnoliopsida, Fabales, Fabaceae.